GUUCGCAUGUUGCUUUGUCACGCUCGUCGCGAAAAUAAAGGCACACAGGCCAUUCUGGUGAAUAGUAAAUGUGUCGUCUAACUAAAGUUACAAGUGCAAUAUUCACGUAACACGAAAGUUGAAAGCGCUAAAUUCGCACAUAUACUCAUUGAUUAUUAAUAACAAAUGUGCACAACAACUUAAUACGAGCACUUAAGUACACAUAAGCGGAAGGACCUACAUACAAUUAUGUUUAUUAUACAGUUAAGUGUGUACUUACCAAAGGACAUCAUCGAGUGAAAUUAAUUGUUGCUCCUCAACAAGCAAAUGUAGCAGGACUAAUUUAUUCACAAAUUUGUUAUUGUGCCACAACACAAGCACACGCAUACAAUCACUGACACAAAUACAUUCAUACAUGUAUAAGUGCAUGUAGCAUGAACAUGUACGUAAGUGCGUCAAAAGUAGUGUUAUGUAUUAAUUAUACGCACAUGUGCUAGUGGAAAAGGUGUGUCAGUGUACGUGUGGGUCUGUAAGGCAGCAAAGUGAGCAGAAACAUGAGUUGUGAACAGCAUCAUCAGCAGCAACGGCAUAUGCAUCAUCAACAACAACAUCCACAGCAGCAUCAUCCUCAUGAACAUUAUCAGAGUCGACCGUAUCAGUGCAGGCAACAACAGUUACAAAAGCCAAAAUGCGCACAUCAACAGUAUAGUCAAUAUCAAGAACAUCAUCAGCAACACCUCAGUUGUUACACACAACAGCCGCAUCACCAAUAUCAGCUAUGGUUUAUUAUCUCUGCGAUAUUGUUCUUAAUCGACAUAUCCAACUCGCUCACAAUGACGGAAGUGAAAAUACCCAAUCAUAUAAUGCGUUUCAAAAGCGCGGUACUCGGCUGCCGCUACAAUUUGGACGGCGAGUCAUUGUACUCGGUGAAGUGGUACAAGGAUGGGCAUGAGUUCUACCGUUAUGUGCCGCGCGAUAAACCGCCAGGACAAGCAUUUCCAUUGCCCGGUGUCAAUGUGGAUGUUCGCAAUUCAACAGAUACAAAAGUGACACUGCGGCGCGUCACACUAAUGUCGACAGGAGUCUACAAAUGCGAAGUUUCCGGUGAAGCACCAGCAUUCAACACUGUUUCCGAAUCCGAGACGAUGACCGUUGUCAGUAAGUAG
Messenger RNA from Bactrocera tryoni, 1145 nucleotides. RefSeq lists its product as uncharacterized. The record is from RefSeq and is a predicted model, not a curated record. NCBI's taxonomy places the organism in Eukaryota, Metazoa, Arthropoda, Insecta, Diptera, Tephritidae. The transcript has 4 exons. The coding region runs from base 534 to 1145 and encodes 203 amino acids.